Actinia tenebrosa (Australian red waratah sea anemone) is the source of this 2324-nucleotide messenger RNA. RefSeq lists its product as uncharacterized. The record is from RefSeq and is a predicted model, not a curated record. Gene Ontology annotation, biological process: cell surface receptor signaling pathway; G protein-coupled receptor signaling pathway. Gene Ontology annotation, cellular component: membrane. NCBI's taxonomy places the organism in Eukaryota, Metazoa, Cnidaria, Anthozoa, Actiniaria, Actiniidae. Gene Ontology annotation, molecular function: G protein-coupled receptor activity.
UUUCUUUACCGUUGAUCUAUUUUUGUUACAGGUGUCCAAACACAGUGACGACUGACAACAUUGACCCAAGCCCACCACCAACUUGCAAGUUUCAAGUUAAACUCAAAGGCACAAUGCAUCUUGGAUUCGUUUUAGUUAACUCAUGUCCAAUGUCGGCACAUCAAAGACAGUCAUCCAAACUCUGUAAACAAGCCAACCAAUUCAACAAAUUAGAUAUCUUGACUUCCGUGCCUGUAUUUGAUUUACUAUCAAACAAAUCAUACGGGAAUGUCUUCUGUGCAUCCUGUAGCCAAAGAAAAACCUUGGCUAUGUGGAGAGUGGAAGCUGCUUGCAACCGUACUGUUCCUAAAGAAACUUCUCAAUCCGAAUUGCUCAAAUUCAUUGUUUCCAGCCAUUGUACAAUCAGUUCCUCUCCGCCGAGUUCUGUUUCGGUGAGCCGACAUCGUAUCUGUGUGCCCAGACACAAACACAAGCAAUACGCUUCUAUAGAUGACUCAUCCCAUACGCAAAAACUACGAGAGCUCUGUGAUUCAUAUGCCUUUCCAGUCUGUGCAAUUACUCCAGAUGGUAACUAUCUCUGGUUUAAGAACCCUCACUGCCUGCUCUUUCAUGGGAUAUUUGACAUGCAAGAUGCUCAUAUCACAUGUCCCUCUUCCGAUCGUCCACUUCCGCCUCUCACAAUACUCUUUGACUUCCGGUCAACAACCAACUACGUCAUCAGCAGACAGCUUAAAGAUCAAGACACUCCCGAAGAAGUGAUGGAAAAAGAGUUGGAAUGUAAAGAGGACCACGUGUUUGACGCAUUCACUGGCAAGUGCCGAAGGAUAUUUGAAAGCAAAAGCAAUUGUGAUCUCAUUAAACUGGAGAAGUCUGAAUACAGGAUCUUUCAAAAUGGUUCUCUAUUGUUCAGAGGAACUAUGCAUACAGAUCAAAGUUAUUCCAUAAUCAAUGGAACUGUUUCGGUGUGUGUUAAUUUAACCAAAAACUACACAGUGCUGGAAUCCAGGUUUGGCAAAAGCAGCAAAUUAUUGGAUCCAAUCACUGGUCUAUCCAUCUCUGGCUGCGCUUUGUCUUUGAUCUCCUUACUGUUGCUUAUCAUCUCAUACUUGGUUCUGCCUGAUCUGCGAAAUCUGCCUGGUAAAAUAGUACUAAACAUUGCCGUAUCGAUGUUUGCGUAUCUCUUGCUUUUCUUCUUCAUUAACCGUACCGAACGUCCAUUGGUUUGCCGUGCAAUUGCUAUAUCUCUCCACUUCUUUUUCCUGUCGAUGUUUUUCUGGAUGAACGUCAUGGCCUUUGAUAUCCACAGCACAUUCACGAGGAAAGGCAACGUUGACUUUAAGCGUCGCUCGCCUGGUUGCUGUGCAGGUCUUUACCUGAAAUACGCACUGUACGGGUGGCUGGGACCUUUGAUGAUUGUCGUUGUCUCGUCUGGUCUAGACAUCAGCCAAGUGUACAAUGUUUACAUUGGCUACGGUUCGCGAGGUGAUGAGUACUGCUACAUCAAUAAUCCGUAUGCAAAGCUCUACACAGUGGUCGUCCCUGUUGGCGUUAUUUUGCUUUACAACUGCGUCGCAUUGUGUCACACUGUGAUUCAUAUAAAAAACGUUCGAAAGCAAACAUCGACAGUUGCCAAUCAAAGCCAUCAGCCUGGCCUGCCUGUAGUCUGCAUCAAAAUGACGUCAGUGAUUGGUGUGUCGUGGAUCCUGGGAUACCUCGCCUCAUCUCAAUCCACCGCAUUUCUAUGGUACCCGUAUGUUGUUCUCAACAGCCUCCAAGGGUUCUUGAUUUUCAUCUCAUAUGUACUGAACAGGCGGGUUCUGAAGAUGUACAAAGCAAUUUUACUGGAAAUGCGAGGCAAACGCAACUCCGUGGCCAGCAAACGAAGCACAAACAUGAGCCCUGCUUGAUAGGAGGGUAUGCAAACAAUUGGGGAUACUUGUUUCGCGUAAGUUAAGACGAAUAAAGACGCAGCUAUGCUAUGCGGGUUUUGGAAUGAUCAUAUUUCAUUCUUGAAGUAAUGUACAAAGCCGAUAUCUAAGAUGGACGCAGAUAAAUACUCUUGGUACCUUAAUGUCUACAUAUGACUAAAGAUUGAACAUAUAUACCUGUAAACACUGAUCAGAAUUCUCGUGACAACAUCAACAGUCCCUUUCACAGUUCCCUGCGCCCCUGUGGGGGGGACUCCCACAUAUGGACUGUACAGGGAUGAUCCGCUGAACAGGGUAUGGUUUUUCGAGCUUCUUGUCAUAAACAGGGUAUGCAAUUUCACUCAAGUUCCAAGUUCUUCCUGAGUUUCCUGUCAUAUUCAGGGUUUCUACUUUCGU